Molecule: messenger RNA, 7413 nt
Organism: Neopsephotus bourkii (Bourke's parrot)
Lineage: Eukaryota; Metazoa; Chordata; Aves; Psittaciformes; Psittacidae
Gene: ZBTB38
Product: zinc finger and BTB domain containing 38
Exons: 2
Coding region: 1489-5073 (1194 amino acids)
Biological process (GO): regulation of transcription by RNA polymerase II
Cellular component (GO): nucleus
Molecular function (GO): protein binding; RNA polymerase II cis-regulatory region sequence-specific DNA binding; DNA-binding transcription factor activity, RNA polymerase II-specific
Source: RefSeq, a predicted model, not a curated record
CAAUUUAAAAAGAAGCCAUAUAUUCAUACAGUAACAGCCUGGCUAAUCUAAACUUUUUUUUUUUGUCAGCGUUAAACCUCAUUAUUAUCAAUUGGCAGGUUUUUUAUGGUAUCUACUAUUGCAAUUAAAUCUUAUUAUUUGGUAGAAAUUAGGAGCACACUAUCAAAUUACAAAGUAAGAGUGCUAUCAAUCUAAACUAUUAACUAAGAAAAAACAUUGUUACUUUCUACUUGUUUUACAGAAUUUGUAAAUUUAGUUACUUACAAAUUUUCAAAGUGUAAACUAUCUAAUAAAAUUUAACCACUAUUUAAAAAUAAUAUACUGUUUACAUUAAUUGUGUUAUACUCCACUCUUUCUUACAAAAUGGUGUUGCUUAUACGUUGGUUUGUUUACAGAGCCUUAUCCUGUAUCAAACUUAAUUGCAUGGGAUCUCUGAUCCCUGUUUUAAAUAUCAGCUUAAUAAGGAGAUUAAAUGCAAUUGUGUUGUAAAAUCAUUGUCUGACAAACAGAGCCAGAAAACAAAGUCCUUGGUAUCCACAGAACCACAGCAAUUCAGCCUUCCCCAUAAUGUUUUCCAAUACCUCAACUGCAUGCUGGGGUAACUACCUCAUGGGUUCGGUGAGUCAUUCACUGUGAACCUGAGCAGAUGCGCCUGCUGGCACAACAGGAAGAAAGCUGGUGGCAGCGGUCCCCAGUGAAAGGCACCAAUGGGUGACAGACCCAUGUGGGAACAGAGAAGAUACUCUGCCACCUGCUGAGGAGAUACUGGUGUUCCUAUGUCCUUGAUCUGUAUAUAAUUAGUAUUAUUGGCAUUAGUGAACCUAAGAUGACUUCAAGCUGAAAUGCUGUGGCAAAAUUUUACUUAAAAUUUAUCAGUUGAUAGAUUAAAUAUAUACACAAAAUAACAAUAUAACUAUAAACUUCAUCUGUAACUGAAAUGGUGACGUACUAUGGCCUGAACAAUAGGCCCUGAACCAAGGCUGACCUCUAGGUGAGUCUUACAACCCAACAAUAUAUAUAUCUAAUAUGCAUAGUAUUGAUCACCUAUGCAAUGCAUUAUCUACUUUAGUAUGAAUAUAUAUAUUUUGAAGGCAAUGUAUAAAACCUUUGUUGUAAUGCUUAUUCUGUAAUAGUAACCCGCAGAGUGAUCCUCCUUUAUUUAGAGACACGUUGCAAGGCUGUGAAAUCAGACGUGUGGCCUUGUUGAGAAAUAUGUGGUCAAAGCUAAAAUAGAUAGAUACACUCCCUUGGCUCCUCCUUGAGCCGUGGCCUGGCUUGGGCGGAAUCCAAUGGGGAGGGUGACACCAGAUGUUUCCGCACUUGAUGUUUUGCAAGAUGUUUAUUCAACUAUAUAAAAGCUGGACCCUCUUGCAGUGACUUUGGAGACCUCACCUACGAGUGGAUGCAGUGCAUAGGACCUCCCACUUCCUGGGACAGGUUCUCCAAAUCCUUGCUGCAACUGGGGCUCCCCAGUGAUUGCAGAUCUGGAUGAUGAUGACAGUCAUGUCCCAUUCUAAGGAUCUCAAGGACGACUUCCACAGUGACACUGUGCUUUCCAUUUUAAACGAACAGCGGAUUCGGGGCAUUUUAUGUGAUGUCACCAUCAUUGUGGAAGAUACCAAAUUUAAAGCUCAUAGUAAUGUGCUGGCAGCUUCAAGCCUUUACUUUAAAAACAUUUUCUGGAGUCGUACUAUCUGUAUUUCAGGUCAUGUUUUGGAGUUAGAUGAUCUCAAAGCUGAAGUGUUUACAGAAAUACUGAAUUACAUCUACAGUUCCACAGUAGUUGUCAAGAGGCAGGAGACUGUAACAGAUCUUGCAGCUGCAGGGAAAAAACUGGGAAUAUCAUUCCUAGAAGAUCUUACAGAUGUUAAUUUUUCAAGUUCCCCCUGCCCUUAUGCAUACUGUGUUAAUGACAAAGGGACUGUCAAAGAGGAAAAACAUGAAAAGAGACAUGAAGACUCCUCUGUGACAAAUGGACCACGUAUUACAAAUGCAUUCUCAAUCUUUGAAACAGAAAACAGUUUGUUUUCUCCGCUUGAUUUGAGGGCAAGCUUUAAAAAGGUAUCUGAGACAAUACAAGCUCCGAGCAUCAGCCUUGACAGAAGCGAUGUCUGCAAAGAUGCUGAGCCAGCCAGUACACUGGCUGAACACUCUUAUGCAGUUUCUUCUGGGGGAGACACUUUUCAAGGACCACCCUUUCUUGAGCAGGACAGGAGCCCUUCAUACAAGGUGGGUGAAGACCACUACGAAAAUGUCCAAGCCACACCACUUGUUCAGCCAGGAAAACAAACGUGUAAUACUCCUAAAACAGCUUUUAAGCCCCAAGGUACUGGUUUGGCUAUAGCAAAAGUACCUGCCUCUACAGUAACCACUACAGAAGCCCAACAAGAAGCAGUUACUGAGCAGACAAUUACUUCCCUUCCAAAACCUCAGAAUAAAGCAGGAGAUUUGAAUUUAUCCAGAGAAGAGGAAAACAAUUCUGCUAACGCCUCUGGGUCUGUAGCGACUGUUGUUCCGCCCGUUUACAAUUGUAACUCUUGUGCAGAAUCAUUCAAUGACAGGGCGUUAUUGACUACUCAUCUUCAACUCCAUUCAGAGCAUCAGGAAACUUUCGUAUGCAAAUACUGCAGCAAACAAUUUGCAAAUCUAAAUAUACUGGAAAGCCAUGAACAAGUCUGCAUGAGAUCAAGUGGCUUACCAGUUCAUAAUGGAAACGAACAAAAUUUAGAGGAUAACUAUACUGCUGCGGAUGGAAGGAAUGGAAGUUCAUAUGCAAAUGCAGAGCCUCUAUUGUCUGAGAACAGCAUCACUGAUUAUUCUAAUGCAAACCGCACUUUACCAGAAACAGAUCAUUUGGUUAAAGUCGUUGAUGGGCAGAUAUUAUAUACUUGCGUUGUCUGCAAGCGUAGCUAUGUAACGUUGUCUAGCCUUCGAAGACAUGCAAAUGUGCAUUCAUGGAGAAGAACAUAUCCUUGUCACUACUGCAAUAAAGUAUUCGCAUUAGCUGAGUAUCGCACCAGACAUGAGAUCUGGCACACUGGGGAAAGACGGUAUCAGUGCAUUUUCUGUCUGGAGACUUUUAUGACUUACUAUAUACUGAAAAAUCAUCAGAAGUCUUUCCAUGCAAUUGACCAUCGCCUCUCAGUUAAUAAAAAGACAGCCAACGGAGGCUUAAAACCAAGUAUGUACCCAUACAAACUUUAUCGACUCUUACCUAUGAAAUGCAGGCGACUGCCUUAUAAGUCUUACCGAAAUUCUUCAUAUGAAAAUGUUCAAACAAGUAGCCAAGUUAAUGAAACUGCUUCUACUAACUGUUUCAUUCAGAGUUCUCUUAGCUCUGAGCUACCACCACUGAACUUUCAACAUAAUAUAAUAGCAACAAACAGAACUCUUGCUUUGGAUACAUCUUCAUGUAAUGAUGCAGCAGCUUCCACGAACACUCAGAAUUCUUCCUCUUGGGGAGUAGGGAUCUUAAAUUCUGACCUGCAAAGAGACUUUUUCACAGCUGAAAAAAGAGUUUCCACUACUGCAAGUGACUCUGCUACUCAGGAGUGUGAUUCCUCAGUUGUGUCUUUAACUAAUGUGACUGAAAACUCAACCUCUGUCAUCAGUUACAGCAGUUCUGCCCCCUCUGUUAUAAUGCACAGUAGCAGAGUUUCAUCAGUUAUAAUGCACAGUAAAACAAUUACUUCUGUAGAAAACAGUAAGACACAAUCUUCAAAUAAUCUACCUAGUCAGUCUGUAAAUGAUGAUUGUAAAUAUGGGUCAGAUAAUUCUGGGAAGUGCAUUACAAAAUCAAAAACUAUUAAGGAUAAAAAGAAAACACUGCUGUACAACAGAGCAGAAGCAACUGAGGAUUCACAGCACAUCACAGGAUCUGGAGGGUCAUCUAGCAAAACAACAAAUACUGUCCAAGAAUCGAGUAAAACUGAAACAUAUAUUGCAAAGCCUGCCCUACCUGGAACAUCUACUGACAGCAAUGUUGCACCUCUUUGUCAAAUAACGGUAAAAAUUGGUAAUGAGGCUAUUGUAAAAAGACAUAUAUUAGGAUCUAAGCUGUUUUGUAAAAGGGGCCGAAAAUCUAAACAUGAGUCCAAACAGGACAAUCUAAAUGAGGAAUCAGAAAUGGAGGUGAAAGAAAGAAGCCCAUCUAGGCUUUAUAGCUCAGAAUGCCUGGAGCCUACAGAAAUGUGUGAUGAUGUAAGUGACCAGGACUCCAGCGAUAAACCCUGGAGACCCUAUUAUAAUUACAAACCAAAAAAGAAAUCCAAACAGCUAAGAAAAAUGAAAAAGACCAAAUGGAGGAAAAAGCAUGGAAGCAAGAACACAAUUAUGGAAAGCCACAACACGAGCAGUAAAGAGUACGCACUCAGGAAUGCUCCUGAAGAAAAGGCAGUCAGUCAAGAAGAGAACACAGAAAUGCCUAAUCUUCCUUGUGAGCUCUGUGAAGGAGAUCAGUCUUCCACUGCAGAAAGUCAAGAGCAUGUACACUGGCAUGGAGCUGCCUCAAAGCCUUACGUCUGUGAAUUAUGCCAAAAGCAAUUUCAAAGUCCAUCCACUUUAAAAAUGCAUAUGAGGUGUCACACUGGGGAAAAGCCCUACACUUGCAAAACCUGUGGUAAAUGUUUCUCAGUCCCUGGAAAUCUACAGAAACACGAACGUAUUCACCUGGGUGUCAAAGACUUUGUCUGCCAAUACUGUAAUAAGGCAUUCACUUUAAAUGAAACGCUCAAAAUACAUGAAAGAAUUCAUACUGGAGAAAAACGCUAUCACUGUCAGUUCUGCUUUCAGAGCUUCUUGUACCUUUCUACCAAAAGGAACCAUGAGCAAAGGCAUGUACGUGAGCAUAAUGGCAAAGGAUAUGCUUGCUUUCAGUGCCCCAAAAUUUGCAAGACAGCAGCUGCGCUGGGAAUGCACCAGAAGAAGCACCUAUUCAGAAGUCCAGGUCCACAGGACAGAAAGGAACAGUUUGGCAAUGAAAGCACUAAACUUUUGGAAAAUCCUCAUUUCCUUGGUUCAGAAGGAAGUGAGGUAAAAAAUACACAAAAUGUAACUCCAGAAGUUAUACUCUGAGUGACAGUUGUGAAGAAGAGAAAUUCAAACUAUAUACUGGAGAAAAUAUGGAUACAUUGAAAGGGGAAACAUUUCCAAUCAGAACCAUUUACUAAGGUCAAAUACUUCUCUAAACAUGUCAGUAUAUGCAAAAGAAAGAAGAAUAACAGAAAAGAAAAACUAGUAUUUGCAAUAAUACAAACUUAAUAUGAAAGGCCCCAAAUUCUUUUGCCGCAAUCAACUUCUAAUAUAGAGAGAGAGAGAGAGAAAGAAAAAGAAUAUGACCAACCACAGUCCUGCUGCUUAGCAUUACAGAAAACUAGUCACUGAACUAUUUUACAGUGCUGUUUUUGGGUCAGAAUCGUUCUAGGCAAAAUAAAUAUGUAGGUUCACAGUGUACUCUGUAGAAGGAGUUAUUGCUGCAGAAACCAUAUAUUGCAUUUUUAAACAAAAAAUAUUAUGUUUAUAAACAAAGUAAUUGUAAUCUAGUGUAUUCUAAAGUGAAGGUGGGAAGUGUUUCAUGAAGUUGGGUAUGCUGAAGUACAGUUGAGUUCUGGCGUGCUUUUCUGUAGCUCAACCUUUACAAAACAUAUGCAGGGGUUUAAACCUCUUUUCCUUUCAUUUUUGUAGUUACCAUAAUAACCAUUAAGUCUUGAGUGCUUGUGUAGAAAGUAUUCUGGAUUUAUGAUAUCUCUCAGACAUGUAAUAAAGAUUAAGUAAAAUUCGCAAUAGCCAGUCUUCCAAACUGCAUAAAUCCCCAUAUCAAUGGCCUGGUAGAGCUAUUCAGGUGCACCUAAGAAAAUUGCUCUCAUGAAACAACCUAGUGAAAAGAAAUCCUAUAUGUAAGCAUCCACCUCCUGGUGGGUCUGCAAAUCCUUUUACGAAUGUCAUUAUACUUGGCAGAGGAGGAGAUUUAGACAUUAGGCUUCCUCCUCAUCCUGGAAUAAUGCCUGGAUAACAAACAACAGAGCAACUCACCAUAAAUACUUUUAUUUUUGGGAAGGGUAUGUAAAUACUCAGAUACUUGCUUCCAUAUAUAUCCCUGAAGCAAAUUCUGUGUAUGAAAAGGGAUAGGGCCAGCUUAUGGGGCUUCCUGUCAUUCCCAUGCCUUAAUUACAACAUCUCACUUUCACACGUCCCUUCUUGGUUAAAUCCCAAACCACGCCUGCACCUGGCUGCAGGCAGGCUCCCUGUCACAGCAUCCCUUUGCUCAACAGAGUGGGCGAAUAGCACAGAGGUGCCUGGCAUGGGUUGAUGGAGGAAGAGAUGUUGGUUCUUCAUCCUUCCUCAUCCUGCCACACACCAAAGGGUUAGCUUCAGAGUUUGCUAAGAGUUGGGAGAGUAGGUUUCUGAAAGACAUCACUGAAAUACUGCAAGUAGUAUUAUUUUGUGCAGAUGUGAUUAACUGUGAUUAAAACAAACAAAAAACAACAAAGGGUGUAUGUCUAGAAAUUGCAUUUUAUAUGAUAGGGCUCUGUUGUAAUGUACCUGCAUUUCCAGUUAGUCAUGUAUGUUCAUCUCUGUGAAGUGUUAAAAAAUUAAGUCAGAACAAAGGUUAGUGAUCCUCGACUUCAUUCUACAUGCAGAUAUGGUACACAGUUUGUUUACUUACUUUGUCUUCUUGAAUACUUUAAAAGAAACUAUAGGGGUACAAUAAAACUACAAUUGAAAUGGUAAUACAGUAUUGAUUGAAGUAAUAAUGUAGUCCACUUAUUUAUUCUGUCAUUGGUGAAUGCUGUGAACCCCUUGAGAAAUUGUGGGUUCGUGGCAGCUUUGGUUCCAUUUAAAUAAGGAUAAUAGAAGAAUAAACACAGGAAAGUAUGACGAUGUUUUAAAGGAAGUACACAGAGAUAUCUGCAAAGUGGACUUGUAUGAUGAUAAUUAUAGACCAAAGCAAAUAAGGUAGAAUAUUUAUAAAUAUAAAGAGAAUUUUACAAAUAUUUUAUAUAACUGUAUAGUUCAUAAGAAAAAUAUUGAUAGCUUGUGUUAGGUUUGGGGGGUUUGUAUAUUUUGAUAAAAACACAAUGACUUUGUAACUCUGUAUAUUCUCUACAGUUUAUAGCAAAGCAGUUUUAAGAUGGCAAUGUCAUGUUUAUAGUUCAAUUGUGGCACUUUUAUUACAAGUAACAUGUUGCAGUAAUGAGUCAAGUAUUAAUGACCAAAUUAGAAUUAAAGUAAGUGUAAGAGAAGGUAAACUAUAUGUUGUCAAAGACUGUCAUUUGCUACAUAAUCGCAUCUGUAUUUUUGUUUAGAAGAAAAUAUUAAAUGCAGAUGUUAAGGAUUGAUAAAGAGUCUAAUUUUAUUUUUAGAAAGAGUGAUUAUAACUCUGUUUUUGCUUAAUUAAAAUAACAUCUUCCUCUU